Pseudozyma hubeiensis SY62 is the source of this 2742-nucleotide messenger RNA. RefSeq lists its product as hypothetical. Gene Ontology annotation, biological process: autophagy of mitochondrion; protein lipidation; nucleophagy. The record is from RefSeq and is a predicted model, not a curated record. Gene Ontology annotation, cellular component: extrinsic component of membrane; phagophore assembly site membrane; cytosol. The transcript has a single exon. Lineage: Eukaryota; Fungi; Basidiomycota; Ustilaginomycetes; Ustilaginales; Ustilaginaceae. The coding region runs from base 1 to 2742 and encodes 913 amino acids. Gene Ontology annotation, molecular function: phosphatidylinositol-3,5-bisphosphate binding; phosphatidylinositol-3-phosphate binding; protein binding.
AUGCAUCUCCCUAGGCACACCAUUGAAUCGCACGCUUCUGUUCCACUGUUCCGACAUGCAAGCUUCUGCUCGCCCGAUCCGACCAAUCUUCGCAGCUCGUCCACGUCGGGCCCGGCACCGACAGGCGCAGCUGCAAGCGCCAGCAUCAACGAGCUCACUCAGCCUGCCAUCUUCAGUUGCGCCAGCCAGAAUGGCUUCAUGGUCUCACAGACAGAUCCUCUCAAGCUUGUUGUCAAUCGAUCUUGGUCCGCGUCGCAGGGUGGCCUGUCUCAUGCGGUUCCUGUCCAGCACACUUCCCUCCUCUUGCUCGUGGGUGGCGGUCGGGUUCCCCGCUUUUCGCCGAACAAGGUCAUCCUUUGGGACGAGGCGGCCGAAUACACAGCCAAACCAUCGGCAAGCACAUCCCGCGAUGCUGAUUCAGACGAUGACCAGGAUGAUGUUGGCUCCGUAUCGUCCCGUCGCGCUUCCACCAUCUUUUCUGCAGGUUCCGAAUUCGAUGCGUACGCUAAGCCCGCUUCUGACGACUCCGAGAAUGUUGAAGGCGCAGUUCGAACCCAUGGCCUUCCCGCUUCUUCUGUUGGGCAUGUGUCGACCUCAUCGCUGAUCGAUGACGCCGAUUUCCACCAUACCUCCAUGCCCAUCGCCGAUCCUGACAUCACCAAACGUGGUCAUACAUCUCCUAACAGCCUGGAUCGAAGUUUUGGCGAGAGCUCUCCAGGGACUGGCUGCUUUCAAGCUUCCUCCGAUCCGAAUGCAUCCAAGGAUUCCGCAUCGUCGUCCACGAUGGCUGAGGACUCGAUAGCAAGAUUGUCCUCUUCUUUUCAAUCCAACUCCAUCUUGUCGAGCUCUGCGAACUUGGCCGACCCUUUCUCCGAGGAAGAUCUGCAUUCAGCGGGCUCGGCACAGCCAGCUUCGCGCCGCUCCUCCUCAGCAGUGUCAUCGCAUCCCAUCAACUCCGGCUCCAUCUCGUCAUCGAACCCCCUGCCUCUCAGAGCCACUGGGCCCGCAAUCACCCCCGCAGGCGUGUUCUUCAACGAGUCGAGUCGUCAAACCGGUGUUGGACUUGUCGACUCCGUCUCGAGCAUGGCUACCACUGCCACCGACGCCACUGCUAAAGCAAAGCCCACGAUCAUGCAUGGGCGCGAAAUUGCCGAGCUAGAGUUCAGUCAAGUCGUCCGCGGGAUCUAUGCGACAUCGGUGCACUUCGGAACCGACAUCCACAAGACGCAAGCGUGGAAAGGUAAAGGUCGCGCUGCAAUCGGAAGCGCGAGCUCGAGCAAACCAAGCUCUUUACCAUUCUCCGUCGUUUUGCUGGUCAUUUUGGAUUCUAAGGCCGUCGUUUUCGAGCUCUCACCCCCAGCCAAGACUCCUGGCUUGGACGGCACUGCUGCAAGGUCAAACUGGACGAUACAGAAGAGGACGGCAGUACAGACCUACAAGAAUCCCAGAGGACUCGGGUCAAUUGCACCCCACUAUGGAAGUCCCUCGGCGACCUCUCCCAAACACGCAAGCGUGGUGGUCGCCGUUCCAGGCCGGCAGAAAGGUCACGUCCAGCUUCUACACAUCCGGCCGCAGAGCCUUGUCAAUCCUGUCAACCUCCCUUUGUUGUCGAAUACGGCUUCGUCGCAUGGUGCCGCUUCCAUCAUCGUUGCCCACGAAUCAUCAUUAGCAGCCAUCACGCUCAGUCCUGACGCACGUUUUCUCGCGACUGCAUCGUCCAAAGGCACGUUGAUUCGCAUAUGGGCCAAUAGCCUCGGAGCAGAUGCCGAAUCCUCUGCUCGCCACGACCGAACCUCUGCAUCAGCAUCCCCGUCGAGCACUCCUGGAAGAACGGGAUUCGGUGCGAAAUUGACGCGCCAACUUCGUCGCGGAACAGAUCCUGCAACCAUUUUGAGCAUUGCUUUCAGCCCAGACGCCUCGCUCGUUGCCGCUGCGAGUGAUAAAGGCACUGUCCACGUCUACUUGCUCGACGACAGGGCGCUGACCGCUCAUAGCAAUACAGUCGAUUCUGAAAAGCGCUCAUCGACCUCGUCUUCUCGAACCGCCACUUUCGGACGUGCUGCGGCGCAGUACCUGCCAUCAGGCAUAGGAAAUCUUGCUGGUCAGAUCCCGUCUUCGGUUCUGCCGCAGUAUUUGAAAUCCGAAUGGAGUAGCGCUCAAUUCCGAAUUCCGCUCAAAAGCUUCGGCGCAUCCUCUCGUCACUACAACGACGCGCCAUCUAUGACGGACGGUGGCGGCGGUCAAGCUGCUUCAUUAUCAAAACGUACGGGUACCGACAAGUCGACAGAAGGCGCUUGGGCACAAAUGCGCAGCCGCAUCGGUGAUAUUCGCAAAGGGGAGCCAAGUGUCGAGGAGAGCAUCUUUUUGUGUUGGGUUAUUGAAGCGAGCACAUCAACCGACCGAUCUACGAAUCCGCCCAAGAGGUUCGCGACGGGCGAUCUUCCAGCACGUUCAAGCAAACCGCGCAGUCGCGCUGAGUCCGAUCGGUCGGGCCACAUUGUCGAUGCGACCUCGACCGUGGCAGAACAGCUUCGUCUCAUUGCACUGACGACAUCAGGUGGCUGGUACAAGCUUGCCGUGCUCUUGCCGAACAUGCAGCCCGAGACGGAUGCUUCAGGAUCGACGGUCCUCGACAUGUACCGACGUGAUGCCAGCUCGCACUCGAAACAGACGAAUGCGUUAGAGUGCCAUCUGGUGGAAUACCGACCUAUCGCUGCACUUCUAGACGGCUGGACGGCAUAG